Messenger RNA from Alternaria arbusti, 438 nucleotides. RefSeq lists its product as uncharacterized. The coding region runs from base 1 to 438 and encodes 145 amino acids. The transcript has a single exon. The record is from RefSeq and is a predicted model, not a curated record. NCBI's taxonomy places the organism in Eukaryota, Fungi, Ascomycota, Dothideomycetes, Pleosporales, Pleosporaceae.
AUGAAAUACCUAUUCCUCCUCCCCCUCCUCCCCACCUCUCUCGCCCUUGCCACCCCCCUCAAACGCCUAACCCCCGAUCUCCACCCCCGCGCCGCACACUGGGGAACAAAGUCCUGGUCCGGUACUCAUACCAUCACCGUAACAACAACCCUAACCGUCACCGUCACCGCCUUCCCCACCGCCAACGGCACGUUCCCCAACAUCACUACCACCGAUGUGAGCGCGACGACCACCUCGAGCGAUGAUUUUGCGCCGAUCACAUUGAUCACGCUGCCUACCGAGGCGGCUGCGACUACGGGGUCGAACGAUGGUCUGGCGCCCUUUACGUUGAUUACGCUUCCUUCGGCUACAGAUGGAGGGGAUGCGGCUGCAGCGCCUACGCCGAAUGAUCUUGAGCCGAUUACUCUGAUUGAUAUUAGUGCUGUUACGCCUAUUUAG